This is a messenger RNA of Xiphophorus couchianus (Monterrey platyfish), 515 nucleotides long. It is a transcript of the gene cxcl8a, whose product is annotated as chemokine (C-X-C motif) ligand 8a. Bases 183 to 482 code for a protein of 99 amino acids. Gene Ontology annotation, molecular function: chemokine activity. Gene Ontology annotation, biological process: defense response; chemotaxis; immune response. Lineage: Eukaryota; Metazoa; Chordata; Actinopteri; Cyprinodontiformes; Poeciliidae. The record is from RefSeq and is a predicted model, not a curated record. The transcript is spliced from 4 exons. Gene Ontology annotation, cellular component: extracellular region.
CCGCCAGAUUCAAACAGCAGCUGGAGAAAGCAGCAAAACCUGGAAGAGCAGAGGACAAGAGGAACAGAGAGAAAGACGUCUGUUGCAGAAUAGAAGAAAUCUUUUAGUUGUCAAGAAAUAUUUAUUAGAAAGUUCUUAUCUCUUCUCACAAGUGAAUUAGUUACAGAAUUUUUGAAGCCAAAAUGAAGAAAAGCAGCAUUAUUACCCUCUCCGUCUUAAUCUUCUUGACCUUCCCCACCAUCAGCGAAGGAAUGAGCCUGAGAAGCUUAGGAGUGGAGCUGCACUGCCGCUGCAUCCAGACUGAGAGCAGACCCAUAGGGCGCCACAUAGAGAAAGUGGAGCUGAUUCCUGCCAACUCUCACUGCGAGGAGACUGAGAUCAUUGCCACUCUAAAAAAGAACGGCCAAGAAGUUUGCCUGGACCCUGAGGCUCUGUGGGUGAAGAAAAUAAUUCAGAGGAUCAUGUCAAACAAGAAACGAUGAGGAGAAGUGAAUAAAGGCAACGACUUCAAAGAA